This is a messenger RNA of Psammomys obesus (fat sand rat), 3880 nucleotides long. Its product is annotated as zinc finger protein 235-like. Gene Ontology annotation, biological process: regulation of transcription by RNA polymerase II. Gene Ontology annotation, cellular component: nucleus. The record is from RefSeq and is a predicted model, not a curated record. NCBI's taxonomy places the organism in Eukaryota, Metazoa, Chordata, Mammalia, Rodentia, Muridae. Gene Ontology annotation, molecular function: RNA polymerase II transcription regulatory region sequence-specific DNA binding; DNA-binding transcription factor activity, RNA polymerase II-specific. The transcript is spliced from 4 exons. Bases 325 to 2958 code for a protein of 877 amino acids.
CUUCCGCUCAAACGAGGGUCCGCUUCCUGCCAGAGCUCCUGGUGAGGCGAGAUCCGGGGCGUCCCGGGCCCUUCGUGAGCGCUCGCGCGCCCGCUGUCUCCCCUCGGGGACCGAGGCCGCGGCCCGGGCAGAAGCGGGCGGCGGGGGCCGGGUCCUCUGUCGCUGGGCUCUGCCUGGGGCGGCGCUGCCCGGGUGCCCUGGACUGUCUCAGCUGCUGCCGGAGCCCCCGGGAGAGUCCAGCUUCCCACGGAGCCCGGCGGAGGAGCUGGAGGACCGAGGCCGGUGCGCUGAAGCCCUCAGUGGUGUGCAGCUGCGCUUUUAAAUAUGAUUUUCCAUGAGUCUGUUUAUUUACUUCCUUCCUUAGCGAGGGAGCGUGCCACAGCUUGUGCGUGGAGGAGAGCCCUGCCUUGUCUCAAAGAGAAGAGAACCAUGAUGAAGUUACAGGAGGCCGUGACAUUCAGGGAUGUGGCCGUGGUCUUCAGUGAGGAGGAGAUAGGUCUGCUGGAUGCUGCCCAGAGGAAGCUGUACCAUGACGUGAUGCUGGAGAACUUCAGGAACCUUCUGUCAGUGGGAUGUCAGAGUCCAAACAAGAUGGAGAAUCUUGAUGCAACAAGUUUAAAGUACCUUUCACUGGUACAACCUCCAUGCUGGCCAGUGAUAAGCUAUGAUGUCAACAAACUUGCCAGAACUCCAGAACCUGUAAUAAACACUCAAGAAAAGGAUUCUCACUUCCUGGAGCAAUGCCACUUCUCCUGCCAUUGGGGAGUACAAGAGCCCUCCUGGGCCUCCAAGGAUGAUGGCUGUCUUCAGGGUCUCACAAAUGACCAUACUAGCAUUACUGAAAAUCACAAAUUUCUGUCUGGGAGAGCUCAGAGUUCUUGGAUUAAAACAUAUCUUAAAAAGAGGCAGAACCAUUGGAAACACUAUCCACAGACUCUGGUGAAAAACAAUCAAUGGCUGUUGGCUCUGGGUGUUGACCUUCUGGGUUGCAUUUCCCACCUUGAUAACAAUAUACUGCAUCAAAGAGACAAAGCCCACAGGAGCAAUGACUGUGAUAAAGUCAUCUGUCCCGAGUCACCCCUCACCCAGCACAGUGUUUACACAGAAGGGAAGACCUACCAGUGCAGCAAGGGCCAAAAAGCCACCAUUGAUAGCCCUGGUUUAGAACUCCAUCAGCAGGUCUUGUUGGGAAAGAAGUUUUCUGUACGUGGUACACUUGAGGACACCAGGCAUAGCUCCAGUGUCCCCAAUGAACAAAAUGUUCAUCCAGGAAAAAAGCGCUUCCAGUGUCUAGAGUGUGGCAAGGAUUUCAGUAAGAGCACGAACCUUCAGAUUCACCAGAGAGUGCACAUGGGGAAGAAGCCCUACCGGUGCAACAGCUGUGGGAAAGCCUUCAGCCGCAGCUCAGCUCUCAACAUCCACUGCCGAGUGCACACUGGAGAGAAACCUUACAAGUGUGAGGUGUGUGGGAAGGGCUUCACACAGUGGUCACACCUCCCAUUCCACAAGAAAAUUCACACAGGAGAGAAGCCCUACCAGUGCGACAGCUGUGGGAAAGGGUUCAGGAGCAGUUUGGAUCUCAAGAUCCACUGCAGAGUGCACACUGGAGAGAAACCUUACAAGUGUGAGGAGUGUGGGAAGGGCUUCACACAGUGGGCACACCUCCAGAUCCACAGCAGAAUACAUACAGGUGAGAAGCCAUUUAAGUGUGGAGACUGUGGCAAAUGCUUCAAUUACAGCUCAAGCCUUCAUAAGCACCAGAGAUCCCAUCUUGAGAAGAAACCAUAUGAGUGCAAUGUAUGUGGGAAGGGCUUCUGCUCAAAUUCCAGCCUUCGAUGCCAUCAGCGGGUCCAUGUAGGAGAGAAGCCAUAUAAAUGUGAAGUGUGCGGGAAAGGUUUCAGUUCAGGUUCACACUUCCGAAGCCAUAAGCGCGACCAUACAAGAGAGGAACCAUUUCGCUGCAGUGUGUGUGGGAACACCUUCAGUUGGAGAUCAACUUUUAAAGCCCACCAGAGAGUUCACAUGGGAGAAAAGCCAUGUAGAUGUGAUGUGUGUGGGACGCACUUCACCUCAAGCUUGAGCCUUCAGAGUCACCUGAGUGUCCACAUGGGAAAGAAACCCUAUGAAUGUGAGGAGUGUGGGAAGGGCUUCAUGCAGUGGGCGUACCUACAAAUUCACAAGAGAAAUCACACAGGAGGGAAGCCAUAUAAGUGUGGAGACUGUGGCAGAUGCUUCAAUCAUAGCUCAAACCUUAACAGGCACCUGAGAGUCCACCCUGGGAAGAAACAAUAUGAGUGCAAUGAAUGUGGAAAGGGCUUUCGCUCAAAUUUCAGCUUUCAAAGACAUCAGCGGGUCCACAAAGGAGAGAAGCCAUAUAAAUGUGAAGAGUGUGGGAAGGGUUUUAGUGCAGGCUCACAAUUCCGAAGCCAUCGGCAGGUCCAUACAGGAGAGAAACCAUUUUGCUGCAGUGUGUGUGGGAAGGCCUUCAGUUGGAGAUCAACUUUUAAAGCCCACCAGAGAAUUCACACCAGAGAAAAACCAUGCAGGUGUGAUGUGUGUGGGAAGCACUUCACCGCAAGCUUGAGCCUCCAGAGUCACCUGAGUGUUCACACGGGAGAGAAACCCUAUGAAUGUGAGGAUUGUGGGAAAGGCUUCAGUCAUGCCUCGCACCUCCAGGCCCACCAGAGGGUACACACGGGAGAGAAGCCCUACAAAUGUGACACAUGUGGGAAAGCCUUCACCCAGAGGUCCUAUCUCCAAAUCCAUCAGAUAAUUCACACUGGGGAGAAACCUUUCAAGUGUGAGGAGUGUGGGGAGGAAUUCAGAUGGAACACUACACUUAUUGCUCACAGAAGGGUCCACACAGGACAGAAACCCUUCACAUGUCAGCAGUGUGGAAAGGGCUUCAGUCGGGUCUCAUACUUACACAAGCACCAGAGGGUCCAUACUGGGGAGUAGCCCUAAAUUUGCAAAAUCUGCUCUAAGGACUUCAGCGGUCACAUCUUGUCUAUGGCCAGAGGGUCCACACUGCAGGAUUCUCUCGGUUUGUUCUUCUCUCAGCUGGGCUCCAUGCUGCUGAUUGUUGAAAGCUCCCCCUAAAACCACAGAAUUCGGAAGCCUUUGCAGGGGACUGUAUUUUGGUUUUUGCCCUGAUUUCAUUCUCCUACUGGGCUCAUUAUGCAAAGGGAAUAUAGUAUUUUAUAAUGGAUCUUCUUAGCAUACAAAGUAAAAAAUUUAAAACGUAUCUAGAGAAAGUUUCUGAUUUGAUUCUAAAAGGAAGAAAUGCCAGGUGUCAGGAACAGACUCAACAGAAAUUGUAGUGCUUCAUACUAACGCUGAGAUUAUAUCAUCUUGGUUAAUCAAUGUGUUGAGGCUUGCUCACUGUAGCAUAGCUGAAGCCAUUUCAUAUUCAGUAUCCAUUUUUGUUCAUAAGGUGAAAUUAAGUUAAAGUUUAACUUCUUCGAAGUAGUUAUUCAUAGCUGAUGCUACCAAACCCUGCCAUAGAGUCAAGUUAACCUAUUUUACUAUGACUCCGUGGUGUCAUCAGUCAUGCUCUGUUAUCUCCACACUUGGCUACACUCUUUAUUUGGUUACACUGUAUGCUGGCUCUGCCCUUGCUUGUAUUCUGGAAUACCUUAACCACCACCUCACUUAUGUCACUUGGGACCAGUCAGCUUAAAGGUUAUUUGAUAAUACUUUGUCUAGUUGGCCAAAAUGUAUUGCAAUGUAUCAUUGUCCUCCUCUUGUCUUUUGCACUUGGUUUUCCUGUAAAUACACUUCCCUAAGAACAGUUCAGUGUCACAUUUUAGCUCCCGAGUCCACUCAGUGUCUCUCAUCACAGUCUUGUGUGUGUUCAAUAAACCAUAUCUGACCAAAACCA